Messenger RNA from Paramecium pentaurelia, 729 nucleotides. The record is from the annotation of a GenBank genome assembly. Lineage: Eukaryota; Ciliophora; Oligohymenophorea; Peniculida; Parameciidae.
UAAUGGAAGAAGUAUGAAAAUAAUAUAUAGAUAGGAUUUGCAUUUUAAGAUUCAAAUGUAGGAGAUGCCAACAGCUCCUCCUAAACCAUUAAUAUAAACAUCAACAGAUGAACCAACAAAAUUGUCUGUAGCCUCAAAUUCAGAAUCACUUCCUCUUUAAACAUCAAAUUAUGAUUUAAAUCGUGCAUCUCAUCCUAAGGCAUGCAUUUUUACAUGUCUAUUCAAAGCACUUGCAUUAAUAUUCUAUCUUAUAUUUGGUGAAAGCAUUUGGUCAUUCAUAUUGGUGAUUAUUUUUUCAGCAUUUGACUUUUGGACAGUUAAGAAUAUAACCGGAAGGUAUUUAUAUUAUUAUUAAAUUUAGAUUAUUAGUUGGUUUAAAAUGGGAGAAUAUCAUUAUGGAAGAUGGAACUUCUAAAUGGGAAUUCUACUCUAUUCCAAAUAAAUAAGUAAAUGCAGUUGAUAAAACAUUUUUUUGGACUGCCCAAUUAGGAUUUACUUUGGCUUGGGCAGUGUUUACUUUUUCAAAUAUGGUCUCAUUUACAUUAAUGAAAGUAUUUAAAAUUGUUAAUUUAGUUUGUGAUAGAUGUAAUAGGAUUAUCAUUAUGUUGGACAAAUCUAUUUGGAUACUAUAAAUGUAAUGGAGAUCAUAAAAAGAAAAUGAAAGAUUUGUAAGGUGACAUAACAAGCAAAGUAGUUACUUAAUUUGUGGGUUAAAUGAUGUCUAAAUGA